Myotis davidii is the source of this 1459-nucleotide messenger RNA. It is a transcript of the gene LMNB1, whose product is annotated as lamin B1. The record is from RefSeq and is a predicted model, not a curated record. Lineage: Eukaryota; Metazoa; Chordata; Mammalia; Chiroptera; Vespertilionidae. The transcript is spliced from 10 exons. Bases 48 to 1412 code for a protein of 454 amino acids.
UGUCUUGCAGUUACGCUAAGAAAGAAUCUGAUCUUAAUGGAGCCCAGAUGAAGCUCCGAGAAUAUGAAGCAGCACUGAAUUCUAAAGAUGCGGCUCUGGCUACUGCACUUGGUGACAAGAAAAGUUUAGAGGUAGAAUUGGAGGAUCUGAAGGAUCAGAUCGGCCAGUUGGAAGUCUCCUUGACUGCUGCCAAAAAACAGUUAGCUGAUGAAACUCUGCUUAAAGUGGACUUGGAGAAUCGCUGUCAGAGCCUUACCGAGGACCUGGAGUUCCGUAAAAGCAUGUAUGAGGAGGAGAUUAAUGAGACCAGAAGGAAGCAUGAAACUCGCUUGGUAGAGGUGGAUUCCGGGCGUCAGAUUGAGUAUGAGUACAAGCUGGCUCAAGCCCUGCACGAGAUGCGCGAGCAGCACGAUGCCCAGGUCAAGAUGUACAAGGAGGAGCUGGAGCAGACUUACCACGCCAAGCUCGAGAAUGCCAGGCUCUCGUCAGAGAUGAACACGUCUUCUGUCAACAGUGCCAGGGAAGAGCUGAUGGAAAGUCGUAUGAGAAUCGAGAGCCUUUCGUCUCAGCUUUCUAAUCUACAGAAAGAGUCUAGAGCCUGCUUGGAGAGGAUCCAAGAGUUGGAGGACUUGCUUGCUAAGGAAAGAGACAACUCACGGCGCAUGCUGUCUGACAAGGAGAGGGAGAUGGCAGAGAUAAGGGACCAGAUGCAGCAACAGCUGAACGAUUACGAGCAACUUCUCGACGUAAAGUUAGCCCUGGACAUGGAGAUCAGCGCGUACAGGAAACUCCUCGAAGGCGAAGAGGAGAGAUUGAAGCUCUCGCCGAGCCCUUCUUCCCGCGUGACAGUGUCGCGAGCAUCCUCAAGUCGCAGCGUGCGCACAACUAGAGGGAAACGGAAGAGAGUGGACGUGGAAGAAUCCGAGGCGAGCAGCAGUGUUAGCAUCUCUCAUUCCGCCUCAGCCACCGGGAACAUCUGUAUUGAAGAGAUAGAUGUUGACGGGAAAUUUAUCCGCUUGAAGAACACUUCCGAGCAGGAUCAACCAAUGGGAGGCUGGGAGAUGAUCAGAAAAAUUGGAGACACAUCAGUCAGUUACAAAUAUACCUCAAGAUAUGUGCUGAAGGCAGGGCAGACUGUUACAAUCUGGGCUGCAAACGCGGGUGUCACAGCCAGUCCUCCCACCGACCUCAUCUGGAAGAACCAGAACUCCUGGGGCACUGGCGAAGACGUGAAGGUCAUCCUGAGAAAUUCUCAGGGAGAGGAGGUUGCUCAAAGAAGUACAGUCUUUAAAACAACCCUACCUGAAGAGGAGGAGGAGGAGGAGGAAGGAGCUGAAGUGGCGAUUGAGGAAGAACUUUUCCACCAGCAGGGAGCCCCUCGAGCAACCAAUAGAAGCUGUGCAAUUAUGUGAACUUCUCAAGUCGACUGUCUUCCUCAAAGUGAAGAAGGACGGUAAUC